Molecule: messenger RNA, 10048 nt
Organism: Pundamilia nyererei
Lineage: Eukaryota; Metazoa; Chordata; Actinopteri; Cichliformes; Cichlidae
Gene: vps13a
Product: vacuolar protein sorting 13 homolog A
Exons: 76
Coding region: 96-9980 (3294 amino acids)
Biological process (GO): protein targeting to vacuole; protein retention in Golgi apparatus; autophagy
Source: RefSeq, a predicted model, not a curated record
CCCACCCCCGGAAGACGUCCUAAUCUGACGCUGAACCUGAACGAGUCCUCGUCGGGAUGUAAACAUGGUGAUAGGCAGAUGAGAGAAACGCCACAAUGGUCUUCGAAAGCGUGGUUGUAGAUGUCCUCAACCGAUUUUUAGGGGACUACGUUGUCAACCUUGACAGCUCGCAGCUAAAGCUCGGCAUAUGGGGAGGUGAUGCUGUGCUUAAUAAUCUUGAAAUAAAGGAAAAUGCCUUGAGCCAACUUGAUAUUCCUUUUAAAGUGAAGGCUGGUCAUAUAGGGCGUCUCCAACUGAAGAUACCAUGGAAGAACCUAUACACACAAUCCGUGGAGGCCACGUUGGAUGGUGUCUACCUGCUUAUAGUUCCCACAGCAAGCAUAAAGUAUGAUGCAGAAAAGGAGGAGAAGCAGUUUCAGGAGGCUCGCCAGAGGGAACUACAGCGGAUAGAGCAGACAAAGCUGAAGGCUGCUGAGCAAGAGAAUCCCAAGCUUGAGAAACAGGACACUUUUACGGAAAAACUUGUCACUCAGGUCAUUAAAAACCUCCAAGUCAAGAUCUCUAACAUCCACGUGCGCUAUGAAGAUCAUGUAACAAAUCCAAACUGCCCUUUGUCAUUUGGAGUGUCACUGAAAAACCUCAGCCUUCAGACAGCUGACGCGAAGUGGAGACCCAGUCUUUUAGAUGAGAAGUCCAAGUUUUUCUUCAAGCUGGUACAACUAGAUAACCUGUUUGCCUACUGGAAUGUUAACUCAGUACUUUUCUCCAGUCACACUUCAGAUCGGGCCCUGCAACAUCUCCAGAGCAGCAUGGACGUCCACUCCUCUCACGACUUCAUUUUUCGCCCCAUUUCAGCUGAUGCAAAACUGCGGAUGAAUCCCAGGUCAGAUGUGGAUUUCUCCUCCCCUAAAGUGGACCUGAUGGUCAAUCUCAGAGAGGUGGCAAUUGAACUCAACAAAGCCCAGUACAUUAGCAUCUUGGAGCUGCUGUGCUCAGUGGAUAUGAUGUCACGUAAUCUGCCAUACAGGAAGUACAGACCCGAGGUCCAUGUUCACAAGAACGCCAAAAUAUGGUGGAAGUAUGUGAUCACAGGCGUCUUGGAGAUAGAUGUGAAGCCAGGUCUCCACAUGUGGUCAUGGCAACACAUUCGCCGACACCGGCAGAUGGUAAAAAGCUACAGAGAGCUCUACAAGACAAAGAUCACCAGCAAGAAACCCAGCGAUGAGGUUCUCAAAGACUUAGAGAAGCCCGAGAAGACUUUGGAUAUUUUUAACAUCACUUUGGCCAGACAGCAGGCUGAAGUGGAGGCAAGUAAAGCAGGCCUGCGUAUUUACCGUCCUGGGAUGAAGAUGGAGGAAGAAGAGUCUCAGGGUUGGAUCAGCUGGAUGUGGAACUGGGGGGCACAGCCUGAUACAGAAAGAAAAGAAGUUAAGACUGGAGGGUUUGAUGAGCUGUUAACCCCUGCUGAGAAAGCCAAACUCUACACUGCCAUUGGAUACAGCGAGACUGCUGCUAAUCCCAACCUGCCAAAGGAUUUUGAGAACAUGAAGGUCAACUUCCACAUGGAGAAACUGUCCGUGUCAAUUAAAGAUGACAAGGACAAAAACGAGAUCAUCAGGCUGACUGUGGGAGAGCUGUACUCCACACUCACACAGAGACCUGGAGCACAAGCCAUCAAAAUCACAGCCAAGCUUACUUUGUUUGAGGUCACUGGCCUCACCAAUAAGCAACCUCCACCAAUUCUCCUUUCAUCAAGGAAGGCAGCCAUAGGAGCAGGGACCCCACUGCUUUGUAUCCUGUUUGAGACCAACCCCCUGGACGAGAGCGCUAACCAGCGGCUUCACGUAGAAUCACAACCCUUGGAAAUCAUCUAUGAUGCUAUAACUGUGAACAGCAUAUCAGCGUUCUUCAGGCCUCCUGAUGACAUGCAGCUGGAUGAGCUCACGAAUGCAACCCUGAUGAAACUGGAGCAGUUUAGAGACCGCACAGCCACUGGUUUACUGUAUGUGAUUGAAACACAGAAGGUUCUCGACCUGAAGGUGAACUUGAUGGCCUCCUACGUGAUCAUUCCACAGACCGGUUUUUACAAUGGCACUCAGAACAUCUUGCUGUUGGAUCUUGGUCAUUUCAAGAUGUCCAGUCAAAGCAGGAAACAUCUACCUCAGCUGUGUGUGAGUUCCAGCAACAUUGAGGACAUCAUGUCCAGAGCUUACGAUAGCUUUGAUGUACAACUUGAAAGCCUACAGUUUCUUUAUAGCAAACCAGAUGGUAACUGGAAAAAGGCCCGCAAACAGAAACAGUCACCCCUCCACAUCCUAGAGCCAGUGGAUCUAAAGGUGGUUUUUAGCAGGGCAAUGAUCAACAAAGACUCCCGCAUGCCAAAAUAUAAGAUGUCUGGAGAGCUUCCUCUGUUGUCUCUUCGUAUUUCUGAUGUAAAACUUCGAAGUGUUCUGGAGCUGGUGGACAGUAUCCCGCUGCCUGAAAGCAAACCUGCUACACGUGGCAAUGCUCCAUCAUCAACUCCAAAGCCUAGGCAGUCUUUCACCCCUCAUCUCACUCCCAGAAAACCUCUGAACUUUGAUCAACGCUCUUCUCUCAUUUUUGAGUCAUGUGAGACCAUCAGCAUCACCUCAUUAGGGUCAGAGGAGGAUCUGUUCUAUGAUGCGCCCAGCUCUCCCAUCGGGGAGAAACCAUUUUUUCCAGACAAUCCCAUGCCGCUGCGCUAUGUCGAUGCAAGCAAAAGAAAAAGUCUCAUCAAGGAAGACGCACAAAAGAACAUGACUGACUUCUUUAUGACAUUUGAGAUCAGUGAGUUUUCUGUUCAGCUCUGUCGUUUGUCUGGAAGUAUGGAGGUUACAGUGCUCCACUUAGAUAUAGAGGGUCUGGGCACUGAGCUGAAGCUGCGCACCUUUGACAUGACGUCUAAUACCUACUUGCGAGAGAUCUGCCUCAAGUGUCCUGAAUACAUGGAUUCUGAAGACAAGCAAGUACAGCUGAUCACUACACUGGACAACAAAGAAGUCGACCUGCUCACUCUGGAGUAUAUCAAAGCUGACAAGAAUGGUCCCGACUUCAAGUCUCAAUAUAAUAACACUGAGCAGCUCAUCAAGGUGACCUUUUCAUCACUGGAUGUUCACCUCCAUACGGAGGCUCUCCUCAAUACCAUGAACUUCCUCAGUAAGCUCCUUCCUGAAUCUAAUAAGAAGGAAGGACAGCAGGAGGAGCUUCCCACUAUCCCUGAGGAAGACGAUGCUGAAGCAGAGAAGGAGGAAGAGAAAAAGGAGGAAACUGCUGUAACCAAGAAAAAACCUUCAAAAAGGUCAAAAUUUGCAGAUGUGGUUAAUCUGCAUAUCAAAACUGAUCUCCGCUGCCUUAAAGUUUUCAUUCGAGGACAGAAGGCCAGGAUCUCAGAGAUCAGUAUUGAAGGUCUGGUUUCCGAGGUCCUGAUGAGGAAGAAGGGGAUGGAGGUUUCGGCCAAAUUGAAGAACAUUGUGAUUCUGGACUGUAACAAAGAAGCUUUUUACAAAAAGGCUGUGUCCAUAGCAGAUAAGGAAGUGUUUCACUUCCACAUGGUAAACUAUACAGAUGCGACUGAAGGAGAUGCCUAUCUGGACAUGUCUAACGUUGACACUACUGUUACACUAAGUGUGGGCUGCAUUCAGGUCAUCUUCCUCAACAAGUUUCUCUCAUCUAUACUGGAGUUUGUCAAUAACUUCCAGGAGGCUAAAGAGGCACUAACUGAGGUAACAGUUCAGGCUGCAGAAAAAGCAGCAUCAGGCGUGAAAGAACUGGCUGAACGGACCACUCGGAUCGCUCUUGAUGUCCACUUCAAUGCACCCAUCAUCUUCCUCCCCCAGUCCUCCUCUUCAUCAAAUGGCAUUGUAGCUGACCUUGGUCUGCUUUCUAUCAAAAAUCGUUUUGCCAAGCAACCCUGUAAAUCAGAUGCCAGCAUCCCACCUGUUGUGGAUAUAAUGACUGUGAGACUGACUGACCUUAAGAUGUUCAGAGCCAAAUUUAAAAAUGAACGUUUUGAAGAAGAGAUCCAACUGCUGAAGCCAGUGAGCCUAGACUUGGAAAUCCGUAGAAAUCUAUCUUCCAGCUGGUACCACGAAAUACCUGAGAUAGAUAUUGGGGUCCAUCUAAAGCCCAUGAGUCUGCUCCUAUGCCAGAAUGACAUGAUCAUUGUCCUGAGGACUCUGAAUGAGAACCUGUCAGAGAAGUCUGAUGCUGGUCCACCUCCAGCUGCUCUGCCUGCCACUGACCCGUCCUCUGACUCUGUAUCCAACAAAGACUCCCAGGAGUCUGGCACCACUGGACCACCCAGCAGUAACACAGUGGUGACAGCUGCUGUUGUAGAGACACAGAAAAACAGCAAGCUGAGAAAGAACACGCUGAAAUUAAACUUCAAGUUUGACUCACUGACUGUGGUUCUGUACAGCUCCAAUGAGGAUAAGCAGUUAGAACCACAACGUGAGCUGUCAGGUCCACAUCAUGACCAGUCACACCCACAACAUGAGCCGUCAGACCCACAUGAUGAGCAGCUGAAGCUAGCAGAAUUUACUCUGGGCACCAUCUCCACCUCUGUCCACAUGUACUCCGACAGCUCCAUGAAGGCCUCAGUACAACUUGCUGAAUGCCUUCUAGACGACAAGAGGCCAAAAGCCAAAAGUAUCACCCCAAGGAUGAUGGCAAUGUGUCCUGGUGCAGAACAGAACAACAUGGUGGAAGUGAGCUAUCGUCAAACCCGUGAAGGCACCACUUUAGAUACAGUGGUGCAGGAUGUGUAUCUAUGUGCAAGCAUGGAAUUUCUGCUCACGGUGGCCGAUAUCUUCCUUAAGGCCACCCAGCAGGGUUUUGCCCAAGUGCCACAACCCAAGAACAGUACUGGUGCUGGCGAUAAGAAGAACAUUAACUCAUCGGUCACAUCUAAAGAGUCUGCUACAGCUACAGCCACGGUAACAAAGACUGAAAUGAAUGUUGUGGUGCGAAACCCAGAGAUUGUAUUUGUAGCUGACCUGACUCGUGAUGACGCCCCAGCUCUGGUGAUGACCACAUAUUGUGAACUCGUAAUGAAAAAUGGUGCUGAAGGAUCACGGACGACUGCUGUUAUCAAGGACCUCAAGGUUGUUGCCUGUCCAUUCUUAAGACAAAAGAGGAGAAACAAUGUGACUACAGUGCUUCAGCCAUGUCAGGUGUACUUCGAAAGUACUCAGUCUCCAACCUCCCCUCAGGCUAUGGAGGUCACCAUCAAUGCUCUCUCACUUAAGGUAUCUCCAGUCAUAAUCAACACCGUGAUUACUAUCCAGUCAGCACUCACUCCAACAGCAGAGACCCCUGAGAAGCUGGACAGCCCUGUUGCUGUGAACCUGUGGGAUAAGCAGAGUUGGAAGGAGCUCAAACUCUGGUUCCUAGAAGAAGAUGACGAUGAAGACACCAAAUUAGUGACCUGCUUAAUACCACAGGGAGAGUCCCUAAAGGUGAACAUCAGAUCAAUCUGUGUGACUCUGGAGGCUGGAGUGGGACAUCGCACCAUCCCCAUGCUUCUGGCAAAGUCCUCCUUCAAGGGAGAUGUGGAGAACUGGUCCACGCUCAUUAACUUAUACAGUCAGCUUACCCUAGAGGUUCACUAUUAUAAUGAAGUGAUGGGAGUGUGGGAGCCACUGCUGGAGCCCUUAGAAGAUGAGACAAGAGAUGGUUUCAGACCAUGGGUGCUGAAACUGAAGAUGAAAAAGAAACCUGUGAAGUACACAGAAAUGUCAGAUGAAGUGGAUUCCAAUAUCCCAGACUACAAGACAGUCAUUGUCAUCGACAGUAAAGAUCAGCUCAACAUCACACUUUCCAAAUGUGGACUGGCUAUGCUGAGUAACCUGGGCACUGCAUUUGCUGAAGCUGCCAAACAGACAGCAGAGUGUUUUCAAAAGGAUGAAGCUCCAUUUGUAGUCAAAAACCGUCUUGGCCUACCAGUUUCUGUGCGCUACAGUGAGAUGUUUUGUCCUGUUGGACAGCAGAGUAUCGCUAACACUGUGAAGCUGCAGAAUGGCGAAUCCCUCGGAAUGGACUAUUCAACCACAACAGACACUGAUCAUUUCUCAGCAAUGACCUCUUUGAGUGGAAAAGACUAUUACAUACAGCCUACUCCAGAUGGUCACACCUCAGCCAGUGUGAUCCCUUUGAUCAAAGUGGGCCGUGGAAUGUACAGUGUAAUGCACAACAACUCAGGAGUCACUCGUUUCCUGGUCUGUCAGAUUUCCUCUGUAGAAGGCAGCAAGUACAUCAAGAUCCGCUCUCCUUUCCAGCUCAUCAAUCAUUUCUCAAUACCAUUCAACGUUUUUGAAGGACCAACCCUUCUGGGUACUGCCCUCCCUGCCGAGGAGUUCUGUGUGCCUCUGGACUCGUAUAGGUCUGAGCUGAGCCUUCAGCCAGUAAUAGAGAGCACAGAUGAUAGUCAGGGUGAGCAGUAUGAUUGCUCAGAAGGCUUCAGUUACGAGGACGUUAACAACCUGGAGCCUGAGAAACGCCUACAGCAAAUCUGCCGUCGCCGUGGAAACCAAGGUGGUGUGAUGACCAUCAACAUUGUGCCAUUAAAAGAUGCAGUGACGUGCAAAGAGACCGGAGAUGUUGGGGAGAAUUUUGACGUGCCCUUCGUGCUUCACUUGUGGCCUUCCAUCCUGCUACGCAACCUUCUGCCUUACACCAUCACCUACAGUCUAAAGAACAGUGGAAUCUCUGCACCUGAGGCUACUUUGGACCCUGGUCACUCUGCUCAGCUUCACACUGGAGUCAUCAACCAGUCAAGUCUUGAUCUUCGCUUGAUUGAGUACUUGGCUCAGGAUUGGUCUUCUGUAUAUAGACUCAACAGUGAUCAGGAAGAGAUCACCUUCAUUGUGUUCAAGUCUCUAAGAGAGGAUGCAGACGAAGAUGGAGAUGCAGUGGAGAGGAAGAGGGCUGAGCUGGAUAUAGCAGUUCAUGUUAAAUAUGAUCUGGGGCAGAUGGUGGUUGCUAUCCAUUCACCGUACUGGAUGAUAAAUAAGACGGACAGGUUGUUGCAGUACAAGGCUGAUGACAUUCACCGCAAACAUCCCAUGGACUACAAGAUGCCGUUGCUCUUUUCAUUCAAGCCUCGGUACUUCUUGCGAAACAAUAAGGUUCGUCUUAUGAUCUCAGAAAGUGAACUAUCUGAUGAAUUCUCUCUGGACACAGUUGGGAGCCACGGGGAUGUGAAAUGCAAAGGCAGAUUCAAAGAUUAUCUGGUCGGUGUGAAGAUCGAUGCAAGCAGUUUCAGUCUGACCCGCAUUGUGACCUUUGUGCCCUUCUACAUGCUGGUCAACAGAACUAAGCACAGUGUGUUCAUAUGCGAAGACGGGCAAGAAACUUGGACUGAGGCAAAACCAGAAGAGUCAGCCAUCCCUUUCUGGCCUGAGAGUGACACUAAGAAGCUUAAAAUUAAAGUAGAAGCUUCCUUAUCGCCUCCAGUGACUAUCGACUUCAAACGACCAGAGAACUGCUUAUUGCUACAUCUGGACAACAAAGCGGGUGGGAUUAUAGUAGACAUGAAUCUGUCGGAACACUCGGCCACUAUUCAAUUUUCUGACUACCAUGAUGGCGCAGCCCCUUUCCUCAUCAUCAACCACACUAAAAAUCAGACUCUUCAGUUCCAUCAGAGUGUCCGGACAGAAUCCUCGUGGGUGGCUGACGAGAUACUUGACCUCUCCUUCUCAGUGGAGGAGGACAGCUCUCAGAAAAAGGCGGAGCAUGAGGAGCUGGAGGCUGGGAAAGCUGUGUACUACACCUGGACUGAGCCCACUGGGUCACGAGCGCUCUCCUGGAAAUGUAGCACUUACUCUGGGACACUAAAGAGUGAAGAGGACCUGCGAGAGGACGUAAACAAGGAGGGCAAACUUUUUGUGAUUUCCUUUUAUGAAGGUCUCCAGCGUGUUGUGCUGUUCACUGAGGAGCGACGGGUCUUCAAGAUGCUCUGUGACAAUGAGAAGGUGCAGGUUGCUCAACAGGAAAUCAUCCUGACACUACGGCAUGUGGGCCUAUCGCUGGUGAACAACAGCACCAACCAAGAGGUUGCCUUCAUUGGGAUCACAAGCUCUGAUGUUGUGUGGGAAUUCAAACCUAAGAAGAAGAGUCGAUGGAAGCCUCUGACCAUAAAAGAAGCUGAAAUUAUGGAGGACAAGUUCAAAGACUACCAGGAAUCUGGGGCCGUAGACAAGGCAAUUUUCGAUCUGGAAAACGGCUUUCAGGUGUUCUUUAAUCCCACUGGCCAGGACAUGCAGAUAAUGAAGCCAUGUGAUGCUCCUCUUAGGAGGCACUUCUUGCCGGGUGUGAAGGUGGAGUACAGCAUUUCACCACGACAGAGCUCCUAUCGUAUCCAAGUUCACCGGAUACAGAUCCAGAAUCAGCUACCUGGGGCCAUCUUCCCUUACGUUUUUUACCCCGUGAAACUGCCAAAGUCUGUCGCCAUGGAGACAGAACCCAAACCUCUAACUGAUAUCAGCAUUGUUACCCGAGCAGCGGGGCACUCUGACAUCUCACGCAUCAAGUACUUUGUGGUUUUAAUUCAGGAGAUGGAUCUAAAACUUGAUCUGGGCUUCCUGUACGCCAUCCUGGAGCUGUUCUCCCUAGAGAACGACAGCAUAACGAGCGCAGAACAGGAGGUGGAACUGUUUGAAAAGGACAUAACGAACAUAAAGACAGAACUGAACCAUGUCUCUGCUGCUGACAAAUCUCCCAUCAGCCUCUACGAGUACUUCCACAUUUCCCCCAUUAAGCUGCACCUGAGUUUCUCUCUGAGCACAGGUGGAGAGGAUGGCUUGAAGCAGAAGAGAGAUUCGGAACUGAUCCCUGUGCAGUCGCUAAAUCUGUUGCUAAAGAGUAUCGGCGCGACGCUCACUGAUGUGCAGGAUGUUGUCUUCAAGCUGGCCUUUUUUGAAUUGACCUACCAGUUCUACACCACUCAGCAGCUCCAGUGGGAGGUCCUCAGACAUUAUUCUAAGCAGGCUAUUAAGCAGAUGUAUGUGCUGGUGCUGGGCCUCGAUGUUCUUGGAAACCCAUUUGGACUGAUCAGAGGAUUGUCAGAAGGGGUGGAGGCUUUCUUUUAUGAGCCCUAUCAGGGAGCCAUCCAGGGCCCUGAGGAGUUUGUUGAAGGAAUGGCUCUUGGGGUUAAGGCGCUGGUGGGAGGAGCUGUAGGCGGUAUUGCAGGUGCAGCCUCCAGGAUAACAGGUGCCAUGGCAAAGGGUGUCGCAGCGAUGACAAUGGAUGAAGAGUACCAGCAGAAGAGACGAGAAGCUAUGAACAAACAGCCCAGCGGUCUGAGAGAGGGGCUGACCAGGGGUGGAAAAGGACUGGUGUCUGGAUUUGUCAGUGGGAUCACAGGGAUCGUUACCAAACCUAUUAAAGGGGCCCAGAAAGAGGGGGCAGCGGGCUUUUUUAAAGGUGUUGGAAAAGGUUUGGUUGGUGCAGUAGCUCGACCAACAGGAGGCAUUAUUGACAUGGCCAGCAGCACUUUCCAAGGGAUCAAGAGGGCAGCAGAGACUUCACAAGAUGUUCAGUCUCUACGUCCUCCUCGCUUCAUCCACGAGGAUGGUGUCAUACGACCAUAUAAGGAGCUGGAAGGCCUCGGCAGUCAGAUGCUUCAGAAAAUUGAGAAUGGACGUUUUGCCAGCUACAGGUACUUUGCUCAUGCUAAAGUCAAUGAAUCUGACUUCCUCAUGAUCACCAAGAGGGGAAUAUUUUUUGUGACCAAAGGCACUUUUGGUCAGCUGACCUGUGAGUGGCAGUAUCUGUUUGAAGAGUUCACCAAGGAUCCAACCAUUAUAGAGGACCGCCGACUUCGCAUUGAGGCCAAGGAGAGAGUGAAGUCAGUCUUUCAUGCCAAAGAGUUUGGGAAGAUAAUAAACUUCAAAACUCCAGAGAUAGCCAAAUGGGUUCUCACCAAAUUGGAGGAUGCAAGAGAGAGUUUACCCAAGUACUGACUCUGAAGAUCGAGAAAUGCUAAACACACGAGCUCUGUGUGUGCCAGUGCCUUUUUUUCUUUACUGCA